Molecule: messenger RNA, 1830 nt
Organism: Zingiber officinale
Lineage: Eukaryota; Viridiplantae; Streptophyta; Magnoliopsida; Zingiberales; Zingiberaceae
Exons: 2
Coding region: 92-1462 (456 amino acids)
Source: RefSeq, a predicted model, not a curated record
UUGUUAAAAGGGUGCUCCUUGGAAUAAUCAAGAAAUAGAUAAAGAAAAUCAACGAAGAAGCCGUCGAUCGCGUCUGCUGACCGUCACGCCGAUGUCGCAACCCCCCGCAGCGCUGCAUCUCCGCCACGGCACCACCGCCUCCCUCCUCCGUCGCUCGUUCGCCUCCCUUCUCUUUUCGCCUUCCCUCCUCCUCGCCUCCUUCCUCCUCCUCUUCUUCCGUUCUGCUCUGCUCGCCGGCACGCUCCGGCUCUCUUCUCUCCCGGACCGCGACCCCGCCAUACGCUCCCUCCUACACCGCCUCUCCUUCUCUCCCUCUUCCUCCGCUUCCUCAACCCAUCCAGCUCCGCCUCCUCCCUCUUCUCCACCUCCCCACACUGCCCGCCGCCGACCCCCUUUCCUCCACCUCACCCGCCUCGGGACCCUCGAUGAUGACGGUCCCUUCUCAGACCCUUCCUCCUCCUCUCGCCUCGGGUCCCUCGGCCUCAACGCUUCGUUCCCUGCCCUAUUUCUCCUCGGCGAUGGCACCGUCGGGCAGCGGAGUUCGACCAAUCCCUCCCUCAAAUUUAGGGUCCCCGAGUUUGUUCCCUCGUCCCCCUUCGUAUUUUCCUUCCCCGACAUGGAUGAUCUCGUUGGCCUUGAUGUAGAUCGAGAUCGGUUCCCCGAUCUCCGGAUCCUUGGCCGCGGGUUCGAUCUUGAUCCUCGAGAUGCCACGGCGAUCGUUUACCUGCUGACUCUCCUUUCCGCCACCCACGCUCUCGCCAUCAUUGGAUUUCUCCUCACUUACACCUCCGCUCUCGGCAUCGUUUUCUUCACCAUCGUGACCUCCCAGCUAGGCAAGCCUGUCUCCGUCAUCAAUACCAUCUGCUCGGGAGCGCAGUUAGGGAUGCGGCGGCUCACGGGAUUCGUGUUCUUGAGGUGGGCUGCGAGGGAUGCUCUGAUCCAGUUCCUGUGCAUUUGGUUCUUUGCAGAUGUGCGAGACCAGAAUGUACUCUUCAAGCUAUUUGUCAAAGUCAAGCUCAUGCCUUUUUCACUCUCUCCAGUGAAUCCAUGGCCCGGUCCUUACGAUGAGGCGCUAUCUGGUUUCUUCUUCGUCUGGGCUCUGGUUGACACAGCAGUGUCCCUUGUGUUUGCUGUCGUCCCUUCGGUGGUUAUCAUGGACCAUGAUUUUCGGCGGCGAGGGAAGGAUGUAUUGAAAGAGGGUUUCUUUUUGACAUCACUGAUGCCAAGACAGGCCAUUUGGAUCAAAUUAUUGGAAACUCUAGUUUGUGCUUGUAUGGGGAGAUGGAUGGCGACAGUGUUUGGCUGGAAGCUGUUUGUAACUGCUUUUCUCUCAAUAGCGGAAAUUUACUUCAUGGUAGUUUGGAUGGUCUUCUAUUUUUCAGCAAGGUGCAAAGAUGGAGAAUUGAUAGGUCGGCCAUUUGGGGCAAGAGAUUUGGAGGAUUUUCUAAAUGGCCUCAGGUGAUUGGAGCUGAUGAGCUAACUGAAUGAUUUUGUUCAGUAGCUUUCUGUGCUGUGAUGCAAAUUGAGCUGCUGCUUAUGAUCCAGAGCAAUGGCACUAAACCUACACAUGGUUUGUUGUUUGCACUUGCUGCACUAGUGUGAGGAUUUCAUCAAUGAAAUAGUUUAGCUAGACUAGUUGGAGAGUUGUUUACUUGUUUGUACAUAGAGACACUUUUUUCUGGGUAAACAGUUUAGCCAUCCUGUGAGUUCAUGUCAGUUCACUAGAGGAACAUAUAUAUAAUUUGUGGAAGGAUAUAUUGUUUGAGGCAGGCAUCCUAAAUAUACCAGAUACAUAAAAAAGAGAUUUUUAUACUGAAUAUCAUGCCAAAA